AAUAAGAGAGAAAGAAGGAAGGAGGGCAGCAGACAGAGAGAGAGAGCAGAGAGAGAGGAGACUCAUUGAUACAGGUGUUACUCUGACUUUAGUCAUUUAGACUUCAUCAUCAUCAUCAUCAUCACCAUCCAUGGCAGUUCUUCCUCUACGGGUGAGAAUGUUGCGGCAGGUGUGGAGGUUGAAGGGCGUCGUCAUCCUCGUCUGCAGCCCGUUCAUCCUGCUGCCGCUCGCCUUCAGCACCACGGAGGCGGCCUGUGCUUAUGUCAUCGCCCUCAUGGCGUUGUACUGGUGCACUGAGGUGCUGCCGCUGGCGGUGACGGCGUUGCUGCCGACCAUCCUGUUCCCCGUCCUCGGCAUCAUGGAGUCUAAAGACGUGUGUAUGCAGUACCUGAAGGACACCAACAUGCUGUUUGUGGGGGGGCUGAUGGUGGCCGUCGCCGUGGAGCACUGGAACCUCCACAAACGCAUCGCACUCCGAGUUCUGCUGAUGGUCGGCGUCCGACCCGCCCUGUUGAUGCUGGGGUUCAUGGGAGUGACGGCCUUCCUGUCCAUGUGGAUCAGCAACACGGCCACCACCGCCAUGAUGGUCCCCAUCGUCCAGGCCGUCCUGGAACAGCUCCACGGCAACGUAGAACCAGAACCCUCCUCCAAGACCCAGAGAGGGAGUGUGGACGUACACCAGGAACAUCAGGAGAAAGCCAGCAGCGUCCUGGAGAACGGUGUGAACGGGGCAACAUUCACACAAGGCAACCCGGAGAAAACCAGCAACCUAUCAGACAACAUGUCCUCUGAGCAGGAACUGUUGUCAGGGGAUCAGAUGGACAGACGGGAGGACGUCAAACCGACACCACAAGACAAACCUCCAUCAGACUGCAGCCACAGUGAGACUGUGGUCGUCUCCGUGGAGAAGGCGGCCGUCUGUCAGAUGGAGCUGGAGGAGCUGAGCGACGAAGAAGAGGAGAGGAGGAUGAUGAGUAAAGGACUCCUGCUGUGUGUCUGUUACGCCGCCAGCAUCGGAGGCACCGCCACUCUGACCGGAACCGGACCCAACCUGGUCCUGAUGGGACAGAUGAGCGAACUCUUCCCUCAGAACGGCGACGUGAUCAACUUUGCGUCCUGGUUUGCGUUCGCCUUCCCCACCAUGGUGCUGAUGCUGACGCUGGCCUGGUUCUGGCUGCAGUUCCUCUACAUCGGCUGCAACCUGCGGAGGACGUGGGGUUGCGGCGCGGUGCAGACGGAGAAGGAGCGAGCGGCGUACGAAGUGAUCAGAGACGAGCACUGGCGGUUGGGACCGGUGACUUACGGAGAGGUCAGCGUCCUGGCGCUUCUCGUCCUCAUGGUGGUGCUGUGGUUCACACGAGACCCACGCUUCAUGGACGGCUGGGCGACCCACGUCUUCAACGCCAAGGCUGAGUUCGUCUCUGACGCCACCGUCGCUCUGUUUGUUGCUGUUCUGUUGUUUGUUCUUCCGUCUGAACCGCCGAGAUUCCUCUGUUUCUGGAGGAGCUCUGACUCAGAGUCCCCGGUGUGGCGAGGCCCCGCCCCCGCUCUGCUCACCUGGCAGGUGACUCAGAAGAAGAUGCCGUGGAACAUCGUGCUGCUGCUGGGAGGCGGCUUCGCCCUCGCCAAAGGCAGCGAGGAGUCCGGUCUGUCCCGCUGGCUCGGCGCUCAGAUGACGCCGCUACACUCCAUCCCUCCCUGGGCCAUCGCCAUCGUCCUCUGCCUCCUCGUCGCCACCUUCACCGAGUGCACCAGCAACGUCGCCACGGCAACGCUCUUCCUGCCUAUCCUGGCCUCCAUGUCCCAGUCCAUCAGCCUGAACCCUCUGUACGUGAUGAUCCCCUGCACCCUCAGCGCCUCCUUCGCCUUCAUGCUGCCGGUGGCCACGCCCCCCAACGCCAUCGUCUUCUCCUCCGGUUUCCUCAAAGUGUCCGACAUGGCUAAAGCCGGCGUGGUGAUGAACGUCAUCGGGGUCAGCUGCAUCAGUCUGGCCAUCAACACCUGGGGUCACGCCAUCUUCCGCCUGGACUCGUUCCCCUCGUGGGCCAACGCCACGGCGACGCUGUAGGACCGACAACCUGCUGCCUCAGCUCUCCUCUCAGGUUCCAACGCAGGACGUUUGUGUUUAUAUAGCUGCUGGUUCUGAGCCUCCACAAACAUUGUCCAGAUGUUCGGACCUCUGACUACUGACGUUAAACUCUGGCUGAACGUCUGUAGCAGGAACAUCCUGUUGUUAGCUCCUACUGCUAACUAACGUUAGCUUAAAUCUCCAGUUAGAGGCGUACCGUACUAUUAGUAUUCACAUGAUACCUCAUGGCCAGCAGGAAUAAGCACCGGUCUCUAAUAGAGGCCUGGUUAACAAGUAACAGGAAACGUUCUCACUUCAACACUAACUCUGUUUUAAACCACUCAUUAAAGGAGCAGUACGCAGCGGCAGAACGAGGCGGCGUUCAACGGCAAACGUUCAGUCCCACCCACCGUGUUUUCACCGUGUUUUCAUCGUGAUUUCACCGUGAUUUCACCGUGUUUUCACCGUGUUUUCAUCGUGAUUUCACCGUGAUUUCACCGUGUUUUCACCGUGUUUUCACCGUGAUUUCACCGUGAUUUCACCGUGAUUUCCCUGUGUUUUCACUGUGAUUUCCCCGUGUUUUCACCGUGUUUUCACCGUGAUUUCACCGUGAUUUCACCGUGUUUUCACCGUGAUUUCACCGUGAUUUCACCGUGUUUUCACAGUGAUUUCACCGUGAUUUCACCGUGUUUUCACCGUGUUUUCACCGUGAUUUCACCGUGAUUUCACCGUGUUUUCACCGUGAUUUCACCGUGUUUUCACAGUGAUUUCACCGUGAUUUCACCGUGAUUUUAUCGUGAUUUCACCGGUUUACCUGUUGAAUUCUGGCGGGAUCAAACGCGUGACCGUGUUCACCAGAAGAGCCCAUAUGAACGCCCCCCCCCCCCCCCCUCAUGUCAUAUUCACGACCUCGUAAGUGAAGUGUUUCUGAAAGCUCCGAGUUCACGAGUUGUGACGUGUUUGUUGACGUUGUCAGAAAUGGCGGAGGCCUUGGAAGUUAAUUUUUCGGUACCUAAUAAGCUAAUAUAUUGUUAACCACAAAAUCCGACUGUGAAACCGAUCAGAUCGCCGGUGGAUAUUUGCUAAUUAAUUCCUGUUUACUUCUACUUUGCCGUUUCUUUUCGAUCAACGUUAAACUACUAUAAGGCGGGUGUUUCAAAUUAAAAGCAUUCAACCAAGAACGGAGGUAUUAUGUGCUUAAAGUCACUGGAAGGCUUUUAAUUUGAAACAUACCGUCAAUAACCAAAAUAUAUUCAGUUGAUAAAACGGAGUUAGUUCGGUGGAAAAAUGGACGUUAUUCUGAAUUUAUCAAACAUGGAGGAAGUCGAGUUAGUUGAUAUCAACAGUAAAUUAAAAUAUAAUUAAAAUAUCAUAAAAUAUAAUUAGAAAAUUUGAAAUAAAGGCUUAAAUACGCCUAAUUCAACGGUUAGUUCCUCCUUAAAACUAGAAACCUUCUCCCCAAACAUUUAGAAAAGGUUUAUAAUAAUAGUAAUAGUUUCUAAAACUAAUAAAAUAGACUCUUUUAGUGUUUUCUUUAAUCAUUAUUUGCUCUUUGGUUGGUUGUUGUUUCAGAAACUGAAAUUUAUCACUUUACUUUUCUGUUCUGAGAGACAGCGACAGCUCGUAUCCUCGUAUCCCUGCAAAUUUUAAUUAUUUUCAGUAAUUAUAAAUUGAAGUGUAUGUUUUGUAUUGUUUUCUAUUUAAACGUGUGAGUUUUAUAUUCAGUAACAUGUUUCUGUACAUACCGUAACCUCCAGAGUUUUAUAUUAUCUUGUUGCUAACAGUUUUGUUAAUAAAAGUUGAUCUUUAAAGAAACGUGUGACAACA
Molecule: messenger RNA, 3895 nt
Organism: Sebastes umbrosus (honeycomb rockfish)
Lineage: Eukaryota; Metazoa; Chordata; Actinopteri; Perciformes; Sebastidae
Gene: slc13a5a
Product: solute carrier family 13 member 5a
Exons: 13
Coding region: 131-2068 (645 amino acids)
Biological process (GO): monoatomic anion transmembrane transport; citrate transport
Cellular component (GO): membrane
Molecular function (GO): sodium:dicarboxylate symporter activity; citrate transmembrane transporter activity; succinate transmembrane transporter activity
Source: RefSeq, a predicted model, not a curated record